Molecule: messenger RNA, 3981 nt
Organism: Monopterus albus (swamp eel)
Lineage: Eukaryota; Metazoa; Chordata; Actinopteri; Synbranchiformes; Synbranchidae
Gene: lyn
Product: LYN proto-oncogene, Src family tyrosine kinase
Exons: 13
Coding region: 158-1693 (511 amino acids)
Biological process (GO): protein phosphorylation
Molecular function (GO): protein tyrosine kinase activity; protein binding; ATP binding
Source: RefSeq, a predicted model, not a curated record
AGUCUAUGUCAUCUAGCGGAACCACUGGUCAAGCAAAAUUCCACUUGUUGGUCUGUCCAUUAGUCUUUAAGUCAGACAGAGACCAAAUCUGAGGACUAAAAGACUUCUACAUUGUGGAAAAACUGUUCCAUUAACCAGGACUACACAGUGAAAGAGGAUGGGCUGUAAGGAGUCCAUGCUAAGCAAGGGGCUGAGUGGAGGUGUGGAGGGGAAGAUCAACCACCAGCCUGUACGUACCGACCAAACGCAUUAUGUCAGAGACCCAACCUCCAAUACAAACAAUAACAUAAAUAAUUCCCUGUUACCUGGUCAGAUGUUCCAAAAGAUGGAAGAGCAAAGGAAGGUUGAUAAAAUAGUGGUCGGCCUUUACCCGUAUGAAGCCACACACCCAGACGACUUAGGAUUCAAGAAAGGAGAAAAGAUGAGAAUCUUAGAGGAACACGGUGAGUGGUGGAAAGCUAAGUCACUGACAAACAACAAAGAAGGAUUCAUCCCAUCCAAUUACGUUGCUGAAGUUAACACCAUGGAAACAGAAGAGUGGUUUUUCAAGGACAUUGCGAGGAAGGAUGCAGAGAGACAGCUGUUGGCUCCAGCAAACAAACCAGGCUCUUUUCUUAUCAGGGAAAGUGAAACAUCAAAGGGGAGUUAUUCAUUGUCCAUCAGAGAUGUGGACCCCCAGGGGACAGAUUCAGUAAAACACUAUAAGAUCAGGGUGUUAGAUAAUGGUGGCUACUACAUUUCUCCUAAAAUUUCCUUCAAUGACAUCAGCAGCAUGAUCAUACACUACCGCAAGAAAGCUGAUGGCCUGUGUCGUAAACUGGGCCACCCGUGUGUAAAACCCAAAGCUCAGAAGCCAUGGGACAAAGACGCCUGGGAGAUUUCCAAAGAGUCGAUUAAAAUGGUGAAAAAACUAGGAGCAGGGCAGUUUGGAGAAGUCUGGAUGGCUUACUACAACAACACAACCAAAGUAGCAGUGAAGACUCUGAAGCCAGGCACUAUGACUGUUGAAGCCUUCAUGGAAGAAGCCAACGUCAUGAAGACGCUGCAGCAUGAGAGGCUGGUGCGACUCUACGCUGUCAUCACCAAGACAGAACCCAUCUAUAUCAUCACUGAGUUUAUGGCAAAUGGGAGUCUACUAGACUUCUUAAAGAGCGAUGAUGGGGCCAAACUGCAAUUACGCAAACUCGUCGAUUUCUCAGCGCAGAUAGCAGAGGGCAUGGCAUACAUAGAGAAGAGGAAUUAUGUCCACAGAGACCUGAGAGCAGCUAACGUCCUGGUGUCAGACAGUCUCCUCUGUAAAAUAGCUGAUUUUGGACUGGCAAGAGUCAUCGAGGAUGACGAGUACACUGCCAGAGAGGGAACUAAAUUCCCCAUUAAAUGGACUGCUCCAGAGGCCAUACACUUCGGCUCCUUCACCAUCAAAUCAGACAUGUGGUCCUUCGGAGUUCUGCUUUAUGAAAUUAUCACCUAUGGGAAAAUCCCUUAUCCUGGUAUGUCUAAAGUAGAAGUGAUUUCAUCAGUACAGCAGGGAUACAGGAUGCCCCAGCCAAACAACUGUCCCCGUGAGCUUUACGAUGUCAUGGUAUGCUGCUGGAACAACAAACCUGAAGACAGGCCCACCUUUGAAUACAUGCAGAGUGUCCUGGAUGACUUCUUCACUGCAACAGAGGGACAGUACCAGCAACAACCAUAAAGAGAGACAGAGCCAGACAAUCACUUCUAGAAAGACUGUGACAAAGACAUUUCACUUUCACUCCAGAUUAUAUUUGGAGCUACUUUAAAUAUGUGUAUACAUUUUUUAUUUUGGUAAUUUUUGUAUAUAUCACCCGGUCUAUAUACAUUUAUAAAUUGUAAUUUCUUUCAUAUUUGCUGUCAAGAAUGUACAGUAUGCAAGUUCAGGUAUACUGUCUACUGUAUUGUGGCCACUCAUAAUGCAGUCUUUGUUCAAAUACAGUAUGAAGUUUAUUUUCACCUGUAAACAUAAUCUGAGAUACAUAACAAAUUAAUUUCAGUAAAAAGUUAUACUAGACAGUAUUCAGACAGUGCAGCUCAAUUUCCCCAUAAUCCCAUUAUACCUAAAAAACAUAUUGCCAUUAUAGCUUGACCCUCAUAAUAUGAUUGCUUGACCUCGAGAACCUACCCCUAGCAUUAAGAAUCACAUUUAUAUCAUUAAUAGCUUGAAAGUUAUUUGAGGAAAACAACAGAGUGGAAUGAUUACUAAACGCCAAGAAUGGCUCUAUAAAUGUCCUGUGUAGACUGAAAUAACUACAGUGCUUCAUAGACACACACAACUCAAAUCAUUUGGCUGCACAUACUGUAAGGCCACAUAGAGUCAGUUGUCCAAAGUGCCUCCUGCUGCACUUACUAGUUCCACUCACCUUCACUCAGCACCAUAGCUGUGUGCUUUUGCCACAAGGAGGCUCUGACAUACAGUCAUCAGCCUUUCCAAUACUCAUAAGGAAUCCAUCAGGAAAAUUCCUGGGUCUGGGUUAUGAUCCUAACAGAAACCUUGUCUCCAAAACAUUUCAACAAAAUCGAUUCAUUAAUUUUUAAGUUAUGCUGCGAAAAAACCAACAAAUACCCUCAGUGAAGGUAAAUAAAAAGAGUUGAGGAUUAUAUACAACAGAAUGAAAAAUGCUUAGUUGGGUUAAUUACUCUCUACACUAAAGUCUCAUGUCUAACCAUAUAAAUAUUUGGACCUAAAAGACUCCCAGUAAGGUGUUGAGCCACCAUGUGCCACCAGAACAGCUUCAGUGCUCCUUGGUAUUGACUUGCCAAGUCUCUGAACUCUAGUGGAGGAUGAACACCAUUCUUCCAGAAGAUAUUCCCUCAUCUGGUGUUUGAUGACGGUCACUCCAAAAUCUCCCAUAGUUGUUCAACUGGGUUGGGAUCUGGUGACUAUGAAGACCACAGCAUAUGAGUCGUAUAUUUUUCAUACUCAUCAAACCAUUCAGUGACCCAUCAUGUUUUAUGGAUGGAGGCACUGUCACACUGGGAGACCAUUCAUUUAUUUAUUUAGUUUUGUCCUAUAAUUCGUCUAUAGUGUGCAAAGGGACUAAACAAACAGAAGAUAUCAUACAAAGAGGUUACAAAUAGGACAGAGUAUGGGGGGAUCAGUGUCAUGACUUUCUGCACAAACUGCCUCAUAGAAAAUCUGUUCAUCUAAAUUAUGUGCCAAUGGAAAAAGUUGUGAUAUUCCUUAAUAACAUUUCUAUCUGGGUUAAGUGUGGAGGUACUAGGCUAGACCGAAUCAUGCUCUACAAGGUUAUGACUAACCAUUUUACAUUACAUUGCUAAUUAUCACAUAAGCUGUUCUAAAAACGGAACACCUGUCCCCUUAUGGUGCAGCAAACUGUGCUGAUUCUGCCGAUCACCUCUGAGUCCACUUGAUAUUGAAGUGCUAUAGCUCUUGCCUGUUUUGCUCCUUUCUGGGGAUACAUGUGAAAUCUGUUGUCAUAUUAUUUCAUCACUUUAAAUAUUUUCUUUUAAGAUCAGAUGUGCUCUCUUGAUAGAGUAAGUUGCACUGGGUGUGACAGUGGGUGACUCUUGGUUUGCUAAAAGUAAAAUUAACUAUAUUCUACAGUAAGUGUAAACUUAUAUAAGUAUACAGAAGAAGGGUGCCACAUUACUGUACUAGUUGAAUGAAUAAGUUGUGUGUUGGUUUUCACUUAAUGAUCAUUUGAGCUGUAUGCUAUGUGAAAUGACAAUGUAUACAUUUUGUAUGGGCUACAGAUAAACUUAUAUACAGUAAAUGUUAUUCACUGUGUACACAUAUCACAUAUAAGAAACUGUCACUUUUACUUUGAGAGACCUAUCCCAAGUGAUUCUGUUUUCUGUUUUUCAUUAAUUUUUUUUUCUACUGUAAUUGCUUUUAUAGUUAACUUGCUUUGAAAAUGUAUGCAAGCAAGUAGCAGUACCAUCAAUACUCUGUUACAAGUAAAGGUUAUGCAUUCAAAAUGUUACUUAAAUAAAAAUACAAAA